This is a messenger RNA of Ananas comosus (pineapple), 1539 nucleotides long. Its product is annotated as expansin-A10-like. Lineage: Eukaryota; Viridiplantae; Streptophyta; Magnoliopsida; Poales; Bromeliaceae. Gene Ontology annotation, cellular component: extracellular region. The transcript is spliced from 3 exons. Bases 417 to 1181 code for a protein of 254 amino acids. The record is from RefSeq and is a predicted model, not a curated record. Gene Ontology annotation, biological process: plant-type cell wall organization.
AUGUGAAGAGAGAGAAUACGCCCUACACGUGAAAAAAAAAGUAGAGAGACACCUCCGAGUCCGAGGAUCCAUCCUUGUUCAAGUUAUUCCAUUGAAGCAAAAACGUAGUAGAAUUUUUACAGUUCACAUGUAGAAAUUUCAGUAUAGUACCUCAAAAUAUGCAAAAGAAUUCGGAUCAAGUGGACCUAGUUAGAUAUUAUUUUGUACAAAUUUGAUACAUUAUUAUGGGUUCUUAAUCCAAGUAUAAUUUUUUUCUUUUCAAAAUAAUAAUAAUAAUAAUAAUAAUAAUAUCCUCGUCCCUUCCACCAGACUAUCUUCACUCUUUUUCUCCACUGUGUCUGAGAGCAUCGCACUGGAUCCUCCUCACCCUCUUCUUCUCGCAUACUCCCCGCACCCCCACCCCCAAACUCUCAAGGAUGAUGCGCGCAGCAUGGUCCGAUCUCAAUCAUGUGCUGCAGCUGGUGGUGAUGUGGUCGGCCCUAAUAAUCGGUCCCUGCGCAGCCCACCAGCGGCCGUCCUCCUACUUCGCCGCCGACCCCCAAGACUCCGUCGCAGGUGGGGCGUGCGGGUACGGGGAUCUGGGGAGGCGCGGGUACGGGAUGGCGACGGCGGGGCUGAGCGAGGGGCUGUUCGCGAGGGGGGCGGCGUGCGGGGGCUGCUACGAGGUGCGCUGCGUGCAGGAGCUCAGGUACUGCCUGCCGGGGACCUCCAUCGUCGUCACCGCCACCAACUUCUGCGCCCCCAAUUACGGCCUCCCCGCCGACGCCGGCGGCAUCUGCAACCCCCCCAACCACCACUUCUUGAUCCCCAUCCAGGCCUUCGAGAAGAUCGCCCUCUGGAAGGCCGGCGUCAUGCCCGUCCAGUACCGCCGAGUGAAGUGCGUCCGGGAGGGCGGGGUGGGGUUCACGAUCGACGGGCGGGGGUUCUUCAUCACAGUGCUGAUCAGCAAUGUGGCCGGCGCGGGUGAUGUGACGGCGGUGAAGAUAAAGGGAUCGAACAUCGGCUGGCUCUCCAUGGGCCGCAUUUGGGGCCAAAACUGGCACAUCAGUGCCGAUCUCAAGGGCCAGGCCCUCUCCUUCGAGCUCACCACCAGCGACAGCGUCACGCUCACCUCGUUCAACGUCGCCCCCAAGGACUGGUCCUUCGGCCAAACCUAUGCCGGCAAGCAAUUCUCUUUCUAGAGAGAGUUCUAGUUUGUGAUGUAUAUGCAUUCAGAAUUCAGAAGCAAAAGAAACAAAUAGAAAAAGGAAAGAGGGCCCGAAGCAGGUUUAUAUUAUAUUUGUUCUUAUUCCAGGAUAGACCUUCCCCGGAAACACGGAGGUAUAGCUAGUUAGAUUUUGCAGGUCGAGUCAUUCCUCUCAGCGAAUGCGGUGUUUAGAGAACUGUGUUAUGUAAUAUCCUGGGGUAAAUUUGGUCUAAUUCAUUUUGGUCUUUGUACUGAUAAUACGAUCAUAAGGAUAGUAUUUUGGGGACUUGUACUGUUACUCUCUUAAAUUGUAUGGUAUUGGAGAAAUUAUUGCAUGAACCCCAUUCAACACA